Molecule: messenger RNA, 1866 nt
Organism: Exophiala oligosperma
Lineage: Eukaryota; Fungi; Ascomycota; Eurotiomycetes; Chaetothyriales; Herpotrichiellaceae
Exons: 4
Coding region: 1-1866 (621 amino acids)
Biological process (GO): L-valine biosynthetic process
Cellular component (GO): mitochondrion; acetolactate synthase complex
Molecular function (GO): acetolactate synthase activity; flavin adenine dinucleotide binding; magnesium ion binding
Source: RefSeq, a predicted model, not a curated record
AUGUGCGUAUACUUCCUACCAUGUUCGAAGUACCACUACUUACAAGAGGAUACUAGGGAUCACAACAAGAGCAAGAAAGUAUCUGCAUCAUUCGCCUUCUUCGAGUCCCUCGCGGAGGCAGGCAUCAGCCAUGUAUUCGUCAACUUGGGAUCUGACCAUCCAGCCAUUAUGGAGGCCUUGGCGAAAGGUCUCUCGGUGAAGGAGACCAAGUUUCCUCGGGUGAUUACCUGUCCACAUGAAAUGGUGGCGAUGUCCAUGGCAGAUGGAUUUGCUCGUCUUACAGGGCAGCCUCAAUGCGUGCUCGUCCAUGUUGACGUGGGCACACAGAUGCUUGGAUGUGCCGUCCACAAUGCAUCGGUUGCUCGGUGCCCCGUACUAAUUUUUGCCGGUCUAUCUCCGUUUACUCUGGAGGGAGAAAUGCGUGGUUCUCGUACUGAGUAUAUCCACUGGCUUCAAGAUGCCCCCGACCAAAAGGCAAUUGUAGCACAAUUUUGUCGAUAUACUGCGGAGUUCAAAACCGGUAAGAACAUCAAGCAGAUGGUGAACAGAGCAUUGCAGUUUGCCACAAGCGAUCCAUGCGGACCUGUCUAUCUGGUCGGUGCUCGAGAAGUCAUGGAGGAAGAUGUCGAACCCUAUCAUCUAGAUCAAAGUGUUUGGGAGAGCGUUGCUCCAGCUGCACUCCCGCCGACAGGUGUCGAGACAAUCGUCAGGCUACUUUCGGACGCCCAAAAGCCUCUUAUCAUCGUUGGGUAUACAGGUCGCAACCACGCAACAGUACCGGAGCUUGUCAACCUUGCUGAAGCCAUUCCUGGUGUUCGCGUCUUGGACUGCCUAGGAAGUGAUGUUUGUUUCCCGUAUACUCAUCGAUCUUCCUUGGGCGUCCGAAUCGGAAAAGACGAGAGCAUUCGUAUAGCCGACGCAAUUGUCCUCAUCAAUUGUGACGUCCCCUGGAUUCCGACACAGUGCACCACACGACCAGACGCCAAAAUUGUUCACAUUGACGUAGACCCCCUCAAGGAAAACAUGCCGGUACACUAUCUCCCAGCAUUUCGCAGAUACCGUGCCGACGCUCAGACUGCUCUGGCUCAGUUGAACGAGUAUAUCUCAACUCAUCCUCGAUACUCCUCAUUGAAGAAUGAAGAGCCAUACGUGUCUCGCUGGGAGACUCUGGCAGAAGAUCGUCGAAAGGCUCUCGAGAAGGCUGACAAACUAGCUGCACCGCCAGUAGACGACUCUUUACCGCCCAGUACUUCUUACCUCUGUUCAGAACUACGCAAGAAGUGUCCCAAGGACACUAUCUGGACGGUGGAAGCUGUCACAAAUGCCAUGUUUGUCUACGACCAGCUUCAGAUCGAUGAGCCAGGCCACCUCGUCAAUGGCGGAGGGGGCGGCUUGGGUUGGUCUGGAGGUGGUACUUUGGGUGUCAAACUUGCCUCCGACUGGUUGGCAGGUGGAACUAAUAAGGGUAGUUUUGUUUGCGAGAUCGUGGGUGAUGGCACCUACAUGUUUGGUUCGCCUUCCACUGUUUACUGGAUCGCACGGAGGUAUCAGAUACCUACUCUGACGGUUGUUUUGAGCAACAAAGGUUGGAACGCACCACGAAACUCACUCGAGCUUGUCCAUCCAGAUGGCUACGGGUCUAGGGUGUCAAAUGAAGACCUCAACAUCUCUUUCGCUCCGACUCCUGACUAUUCAGGAAUAGCAAAAUCUGCAGCCGGUGGAAACGCAUUCGCAGGUGUCGUACAGAGUGCUGCAGAUUUGCAACGCUUGCUUCCUGAAGCUGUCGAGACUGUCCGAAGUGGUACUUCAGCCAUAUUAGAGGUCCGUCUACAGGGCUCAUGGGAUAAGAACGAGGUGAAGCUGUAG